UCCUUCUGAGAUUAUUAGUAUUACAAAAAGUACAUACUAUCAGAAAACAUCUAUGAAAAUUCUAAUUUUUAUGACGUUAAUUAGAACAAGCUCUGAGGCUUGACAAAUGUUCCUGAAAGAGUUGCAGUGCCUGUCUUCAACUUGAAAGUUUUGGGUCAAGUUGACCUCAUAUUGUUUAUUGGCUUAAUAUCUAAUUAACGAUUUUAUUAUUUCUGUUGAUUUUUUUUGUGUUUUAGGAGAUGGUGUAAAAAGGAGAUAUUUUAAAAGGGUUUGCUUCAUCUUAUCACAUGCCCCUUAAGUGUUUGCAGGUUUAUAGGUAGUCCAUUUAUGCUGUAAACGUUCAAAGAGCAAACUGUGAUUGGGCUCAUAAAUCCUGAACCUAGACAACAUAAUCAUGAGUCACUCUGCAGUGGUUCCUCUUUCUUGAAAAUUAGGCUGGGAGAUUAACCGAGCUGCACAGCAGAACCUGAAAAGUUCAACUACUGAAGACUGUUCCAGGAUUGAAGACUGCGUCAUUUGCAGUGGAUGCUGUUAAUGCUUUGACAAACUUAUUAAGGAAGAAAAUGGCACAGACACAAAUUCCGAUGGAUUCUGUAGUUUCCUGUUCGAUCUGUUUGGACCUACUGAAGAAUCCGGUGACUAUUCCCUGUGGACACAGCUACUGUUUGAACUGCAUUAAAGACUACUGGGAUGGAGAGGAUCAGAGGAGAAGCCACAGCUGCCCUCAGUGCAGGAAAGAGUUUAAACCAAGGCCUGUCCUGGAGAAAAACAUCAUGUUAUCAGAGUUGGUGGAGGAUCUGAAGAAGACUGGCCUCCAAGCUGCUCCAGCUGAUCAUCACUAUGCUGGACCUGAAGAUGUGGCCUGUGAUGUCUGCACUGGGAGGAAGAUAAAAGCUGCCAAGUCCUGUCUGGUCUGCUUGGUGUCUUACUGUGAGAAUCACCUCCAGCCUCACUAUGAUGUUGCUCAGUUUAAGAAGCACAAGCUGGUGGAUCCCUCUAAGAACCUCCAGGAGAACAUCUGCUCUCGUCAUGAUGAGGUGAUGAAGAUCUUCUGUCGUACUGAUCAGCAGUGUAUCUGUUAUCUCUGCACUAUGGAUGAACAUAAAGGCCAUGAAACAGUCCCAGCUGCAGCAGAAAGGACUCAGAAGCAGAAGGAGCUCCAGGUGAGACGAGAAAACAUCCAGCAGAGAAUCCAGGACCAAGAGAAAGAUGUGAAGCUGCUUCAACAGGAGGUGGAGGCCAUCAAUGUCUCUGCUGAUAAAACAGUGGGGGACAGUGAGAAGAUCUUCACUGAGAUGAUCCGUCUGAUCAAGAAAAGAAGCUCUGGUGUGAAGCAGCAGAUCAGAUCCCAGCAGGAAACUGAAGUGAGUCGAGUCAAAGAGCUUCAGGAGAAGCUGGAGCAGGAGAUCACUGAGCUGAAGAGGAAAGACGCUGAGCUGAAGCAGCUCUCAGACACAGAGGAUCACAACCAGUUUCUCCUCAACUACCCCUCACUGUCAGCACUCAGUGAGUCUACACACUCACCCAGCAUCAAGAUCCAUCCUCUGAGAUACUUUGAGGAUGUGACAGCAGCUGUAUCAGAGGCAAAAAAAUUUCUUGGGAACAUUUUGAUGGACAUAGCAACAAACAUAUCGAUGACAGUGAGUCAAGUGGAUGUUUUACUGCCAGAACCAGAACCAAAGAGCAGAGCUGACUUGUUAAAAUAUUCAACAGAAAUCACUCUGGAUCCAAACACAGCAAACAAAUUCCUGUUAUUAUCUGAAGGAAACAAAAAAGCCACAUUAAUGAAACAACAGCAGCCUUAUCCUGAUCAUAAAGACAGAUUCACGUAUUUCUGUCAGGUGCUGAGCAGGCAGAGUCUGUUUGGACGCUGUUACUGGGAGGUGGAGUGGAGAGGGGGAGAAGUUGAAGUUGCCGUCACAUACCAAGAUAUUGCCAGAGCCGGGACAUCAGAAAAAUGUGGAUUUGGACUAAACAGCAGAUCCUGGGCUUUGCACUGUGGCACGACUAGUUACUCCUCUUCCUACAACAGAGUUAAAACUCCAGUCUCAGGUCCAGUUUCCUCCAGAGUAGGAGUGUACCUGGACCACAGAGCAGGUAUUCUGUCUUUCUACAGCGUCUCUAAAACCAUGACUCUCCUCCACAGAGUCCAGACCACAUUCACUCAACCUCUACAUGCUGGUCUUUGGCUUUUUGAUUACGGAACCACUGCUGAGCUCAUUAGAGUUAAAUAGAGUAUGUCGCAAACUGGCUUUAUGGUCCCAUGAAGACCACAGUUUGAGUCUUGAUGUAUUUGUAGCUGAGUCUUAGCAGAGUUACUGGUGACGGUGCAGAAAUGCUGUAAUCACUGAAUUACACAGAGCUACCAUAAAGUUAUUCCCCAGACGAGGCUCCUGCAAUCAUGUUCAAAUGCAAUGUUGAAGACCAUGAAAUGGUUUAUUUACAUGCAUGUCAGUAAAAAACAAGUAAUGCAUUUUUAAGUGAAUCUUAAUUUUUUGUUUGGAAGUUUUAAACUCAAUGUAACUUUUUUUUUAUUUUCCAUGCCCUGCAUAUUUCCGUGCAUGUUGGGAACUUUGAGUUCACCUUUUAGACCAGUAUAGGCCGGUACAGCUACAAGGUUUUGUCAUUCUAUUUAAUAAAAACAUUACUAUUUUUCCGACUGGUUUUUAAAGCUCACUGAUUAAGUGAAAGAAUUACCCUUCAAAUACUUUUUGAGAUUUGAUAUUGAUAAGAGAUGCUGUAUUUAAAUUUAAAAUCAGACUGAUGAGAUGUUUGUACAUUAACAAAAUAGUCCACCAUUGUACACUAGAAAUCAGGAGGUGGGAAUCAAUUAACUGAUUGGUUAAUACUUGAUUAAUGAUUUAGGAGGAUUUUAAGAUUGAAUUGUAAAGAUAUGAACGUGAUGAUGUGUGACUUUUGGAUUCAGUUAAUGUUUAUCUUUGUUUUAUUUGACAGGUUUUUGACUACAGUCCAACAAAAUUAUGUUUUAUUUUUCAGUUUCAAACGCUAAAGCUUCUCCAUUAAACCUUGUCUUA
Fundulus heteroclitus (mummichog) is the source of this 3035-nucleotide messenger RNA. RefSeq names its product tripartite motif-containing protein 16. The record is from RefSeq and is a predicted model, not a curated record. The transcript has a single exon. The coding region runs from base 564 to 2234 and encodes 556 amino acids. Gene Ontology annotation, molecular function: zinc ion binding; protein binding. NCBI's taxonomy places the organism in Eukaryota, Metazoa, Chordata, Actinopteri, Cyprinodontiformes, Fundulidae.